Puntigrus tetrazona (Sumatra barb) is the source of this 3298-nucleotide messenger RNA. RefSeq names its product tubulointerstitial nephritis antigen-like 1 (gene tinagl1). The record is from RefSeq and is a predicted model, not a curated record. Gene Ontology annotation, biological process: proteolysis. Gene Ontology annotation, molecular function: peptidase inhibitor activity; cysteine-type peptidase activity. Lineage: Eukaryota; Metazoa; Chordata; Actinopteri; Cypriniformes; Cyprinidae. The transcript has 12 exons. Bases 162 to 1580 code for a protein of 472 amino acids. Gene Ontology annotation, cellular component: lysosome.
UCUAUAUAGAGAGGGAAAAUCAGAGAGUGACUAGAGGCCAGACAGGAGGCUGAAGACAGUACUCUGUUCAGUACUUCGACCUGUAGCUGGAACAGACCAGCUCACAUUGUUCACUGGAUAUAACCAGAGGAAGGAUUUGAUUUCACCAAACAAGAUAAGCAAUGAUGAAGCUCUUGAUGCUGGCCGCCGUCACAGCGCUCCUCCUGCUGGUGGAAGGGGGAAUGUCGGCGAGGACUCAGUCCCGCACCAAGAGAGAACUGGCCAGCCCGCUGCACCUCAGGGGGAUCCGGGACCCCUACGGCUCCUACUGCCAGAGGAGAGGAGGCUGCUGCCCCGGCCGAAAUGACCAGUGCACUGUGCCUUACCUGGACACCAUCUGUUACUGCGACCUGUUCUGCAACCGCACCGUGUCCGACUGCUGUCCUGACUUCUGGAGCCACUGCCUGGGAACAACUCCUCCAUACCCUCCCAGUUCAUGUGAAAGGAAUGGCCACAGGUUUCACUCAGGAGCAACAUACAAAGAGAACUGUAAUUUAUGCACAUGUGGUCAAAAUGGACGCUGGGAAUGUGAGCGUCAUGCCUGUCUGAUAGAGAAUGACAUGAUCCAGGAAAUCAACAGGAGAGGUUAUGGUUGGAGGGCCUCAAACUACAGUCAGUUCUGGGGUAUGAUGCUGGACGAGGGUCUGCGGUAUCGUCUGGGCACACAACGCCCCUCACGGACCAUUAUGAACAUGAAUGAGAUCCAGAUGAAUAUGAAUGGAAACGAUCAUUUGCCGAGUUACUUUAACGCAGUAGACAAAUGGCCAGGGAAAAUCCACGAGCCCUUGGACCAGGGGAACUGCAAUGCAUCCUGGGCUUUCUCAACUGCAGCUGUUGCAUCAGACCGGAUCUCUAUUCAGUCGAUGGGUCACAUGACCCCUCAGCUUUCACCUCAGAAUCUGAUUUCCUGUGACACACGUCAUCAGGGCGGCUGCUCCGGUGGGCGUAUUGAUGGGGCCUGGUGGUACCUAAGGAGAAGAGGGGUCGUGACAGAGGAGUGUUAUCCUUUUUCUAAGCCCCAGCAAAGUCCUGCUGAAGUGGCUCGCUGUAUGAUGCAAAGUCGAGCGGUGGGCCGAGGAAAGAGGCAAGCCACAGCGCACUGUCCCAACAGCCACAGCUACAACAAUGAUAUCUACCAGUCAACCCCACCAUACAGAUUGUCCUCCAAUGAGAAUGAGAUUAUGAAAGAGAUUAUGGAUAAUGGCCCCGUGCAAGCCAUCAUGGAGGUCCACGAGGAUUUCUUUGUGUACAAGAAUGGAAUUUACCGACAUACAGAUGUCAAUUAUCACAAGCCAUCACAGUAUCGUCAACAUGCAACGCACUCGGUCAGGAUAACAGGAUGGGGCGAGGAAAGAGAUUACAACGGCAGAACACACAAAUACUGGAUUGCAGCUAACUCAUGGGGGAAGAACUGGGGCGAGGACGGUUACUUCCGAAUCGCUCGUGGCGUAAAUGAGUGCGAGAUCGAGGCUUUCGUGAUCGGCGUCUGGGGCAGAGUCACAAUGGAAGACAUGCACAACCAUCACGGACGCCGCAAGUAGAGAUGUGCAGUGUACGCCUCGCUCUAUGAUUUAAAAGUUAAUCGGGUCUUUUGCAGGUUUGUUAGAGUCUGAUUUCCACCAAACCCCGGUGCCUUCUGAAUAUCUUUUCACACCAUAUGCGUAAAAAGUGGUGUCCACUGCCCCCCUCUGUCCAAAUGCACGUCUCCACUGGAGUUUUGGUCCGGAGGAAUGUAAAUCUCCAGUUUGUGUAUAAGCCCUAUAUCGUCUUAUUGGUGGAAACCGGCUUGAUACACUCCCUGACUGGACCUCAAAUAACAGCCACAGCCGCAGGACUCAGAUGCACUCAGGACUCUACUCCAAAGACACACUCCACAGGCACACAUGCGCUCAGCAUCACAAUGUAAUUGUCUCAAAUGUCUAAUAGAGUGAUAUAUUAGGAUGUGUCUUUUGUUUUGUAUUUUUUCCUACAUUCGGGAAUCGUUACACACCAAGGCAGACAGUCAGACAGCACUCCAUGCGUUCUGCUGAAAGGAUAGAAGGAUGGCGGAAGAAGGUUUUAGGACCAAUAAUUUAUUCCAAAAAUAACCUAGAUUAGAUUUAUAACAGUUCUCUGCAUUCCAUUGAGGUUAAGGUUGUUUAAAGCAUUUUAAACCCACUCCAGUCUUUAUUUCAAAGUCAGAUUCAAGUUAAAGGAUGACUGUACAGAUACAGACACUGAUACUCACUCUAGAAACUUCGGUUGAAACUGUUAUGUGUUGGCUGUAUUGCUCAGAAAAUAUCUAAAUACCACAGAUUCCGUGUAAGAACAAAAUCUGCUCAAGUCUUAAGCUAUUGUACUCUGUGAACUAAUAAGAUUGUACACAAAGAUUGACAUAAACCUUAUUUUUUUGUUCUUGUCUGUUUUGUUGAAUUAUUUAAUUGAUUACUAUUACCAUUAGUAUUUAAAAAAAAUAUUUGUUAUUCAUUUACAUAAAAAGGAAAAAAUCUUAAAUGACAUUUUUAAAAGUGGGGCAAACUGCACACGGGUUCGGGUUCAGUGCUGAAUUACUACUGUCUUGCUGCGUAAACCAGGCAAAACGCGAUAUUACAAGACAUCAUAGGGCAUGUUUGCUUUUCAAAUAUCCAUCUACACGUAUAUGGAGAUUAGUAUGCGUUAAUAAGCUUGAGACAGCUAUUGCUGAUAGGGCCUAAAACAUUGCAAACUAUAAUAGCAUGCAUGCACCAGAGCUCCAAGCAAUCCCAUCUGCUGACUUUGAUAAUGAUAAUGUCGUUAUUAUGGUGACAUGACUAAUUCAAAAGCCUUAUGACAGGCAUUUGAUUUAGCAAUACACAGUCUCAGAUAGGAAGACGGGGGGGUCUUUCAGUAUAAAGCCAGCAACAGAUGCUAUAUUCUGCCCACUGGUCCAUUAGCAUUCGGUGAAAUGUGUUCUCUAUUAGUCAUGCAAGAAGUUUCUAUUAAGAUAAAGCAGUUAUAUGCAGCCAAAUGAGUCCAGCAUAUGGGAUUGUGUCAUGAAUAUUCAAUGCCUUGAUAUCGCUAGAUUUUACAUUACGGUUCAUGUUAUACACUGAUUUGAGCCCAAGCUGAAAUUCUUCAAUUCUGUCUUCCAGUUCUGUAAUUAUGAAUUAAUGCUGUGUUAUUUAAGAACAAAGUCUGUUUGUAAAUCGCUGGUUACUACUGUGCAAUGUUGUUCCUCGUAUUGUCAAUGCAAACCACUGUAGUGUUCAUCCGUGUGACGCAAUAAAAGUCCUACAGCCCA